This is a messenger RNA of Cylicocyclus nassatus, 2351 nucleotides long. The record is from the annotation of a GenBank genome assembly. NCBI's taxonomy places the organism in Eukaryota, Metazoa, Nematoda, Chromadorea, Rhabditida, Strongylidae.
GCAGCGUCGAGAAGAGCUGAAGAGAGUCCAUGACAUGUGGUCCAAGCAGCGUGUCGUUUUUGUCCGAUCCAAAUGGCGCCCUGAGGACCCUGGCAUCGUUCUCUAGAGACGCCGUAGAUGAUAUUAUUCACUGUCGAACAGCUGGAACUCAUACGACGUUUACGAAGUACUGGUAUCUCGCCUGCUCAAGUUGCAGAGGCAUUCCGACAACUCGAGCAGGUCGACAACUCACUCGAUGUGCCGCCACCACAAACAUCAAUAUUAUCAAGUUUGAUGACAUCGCUGGAAGCACAGCAACAGACGCAACAAGUGGAAAACACUAGCCCUAUGCUACUUCAGGCGCUUCAGGCUCAACCUCCGGUUCCGGUAACGAUCUCGGCUUCACCGCCGCAGGCUAGCACAUCACCUGAGCGACUCAGCGUUCAAACCGUUCCUGCGGCUUCGGCAGCUUCCGAGCCAACAACCUCACGGACCUUAGACCCUUCCGUGAACGUUUCUGAAGCCGCUGCGGUUCCUUCCACGACGACCGCCCAGCCCUCACUACCGAGAUACGAAAAUAACGCCGGCGGAAGACCCAUUCGGAGUUUGAGAACUCCAAUGAAGGAAAUCACCACAUUGGACAGACCCGAAGAGCUGGACGAGUUUAUGGAACAGGGCGAAGAAGCUUGUAUUGCUGAUAUGAAACAAUUUAUCACACAAUACUCCCUCAGGCAGACUACGGUAGCUAUGAUGACAGGGGUAUCACAGCCGUACAUCUCGAAGCUUUUGAAUGGAAAUCAUCGAGAGUUAUCGUUGAGAUGCAGAAAGAAUAUCUAUUGCUGGUACUUGAACUGCCGGCGUCAUCCACACAAGCUUUCGGUCUUCUUUGCUGAUCCUGCAACUCGCCUGGAGACCAACGGUGACGGCGAGCUGGUUCCCCAACGAAGAGAACGUUAUGUAUUUCGCCCAAUUCUCAUCAAGAUACUCGAAGGCUUUUUUGCUCAAUCGCCAUUCCCGGACCUCAAUAAAAGAGUGGAAAUUGCUACUACCUGUAAUCAAGUUCUGCAGAUUGAAAAAAGAGGAGUUGGGCUGAUGCCAAAAGAAGUUGUUUCACCUCAAGUAGUGGCCAACUGGUUCGCGAACAAGCGAAAGGAACUGAGAAGACGUUCACAAGAAGCCAGCGAAGCUGCAGCGGCUGUAGCCACCGUAGCCAGUCAGGCGGCCACCGCAGCCAAUGCAGCUAAUGAGGAGGCAACGAGUUCUGGUGUUGGGUCAACACCUUCUCCAAUAAUGGAGGAGAGUGAACCGAUGGAUCAACAAGAGACCGAAACUCGCCCACUGGAUGUGGUGGCUCUGGCGGCUCGAUUGGGCAUCACCUUUCCGCAGCUACCAACUUCAUCUGCUGAAACCACCACCGCAUCCGAUACGCCAUUCUCCCAGGCGCUUCCGAUAGCUACCUUAGCAUCUCAGAUACUGGCAGCUAGCCAUAAUUUAGCAUGCUAUAGUAAUGACUCGCAAUCUCCCUUAGCCCUGGGUUCGCUGACAAAUCAAAUCCUACCUGGUGCUAAUUCUGCUACAGCACCACCUGUGAGCAUUAUGGAUUCGCUCAUCUCCCCCGGUUUACAGUUGCUCAACGGUCAACUGCCUGUAAUCAAUGAGCUCUGCAGUAGUGAGCAGCAGCUUGAAUCAAAUGAUCAUAGUCUGAUUCCGAUGACAUAUGACCAACUUCGUCCAACUCUGCUAAAAACAGAAACGAUGGAGUAACUUUUUUUUGUACAUAUCGGCAUUGUUGCAGUGACAAUACUGGUAAUCUGCUAUUGCAAAACUGGAGCGCUGCAGCUUCUAGUUCAAAUAUUGUUUCUUACAAAAUGCAGGUAUUCAGUAGUUGAUUAUCUGCAUCCCUUAAAAUUCGCUAAACUCGAAAGCAGCCUGCUUAUCAGGGUGGGUGUCAGCAUAUUAAUUUUGUCCUAGUCACAGAACUACAUCCUGGUAUACGAAACGUUCAAAGUCACGUCUUUCAAGACCGUACCCUACCACCAUCAAGUAAACACCGGUCUAUUUAACUUGUGUGAAUUUCGGGUUGGGAUUUCGGACAAUAUAUACGAAGUAAAUUAGAAUGCUUUUCGAAUUUCACUCCUUUUUGGAAUGCAUAAUUCAUUCGUUUAUCGCAUAAAUACUCCUUCACCAAAGAAUAUGCAUGUAUGUUUUUAUAUUGCUCCUGUUAUCAUGCAACUUUCAUUUUUGUUGUCACUGGAUACAAUGUUCGUACUACCAUUAUAAGAUAAUUGUUAAUAAUUGAGUCUCAUUAUGGAUCUUUUUCGUUCCUCGUUCACUGCAAAAUUCGUUGUGUUUGUAUUCGUGUGUGUGUGCGC